AUGAACACAAAUCAGACAUUGUUCAAAGAUUUCUCCAUUCUUCCACUAACAGACCAACCUAAUUUAAAAGGUGUUCUGUUUUGCACAAUACUUUUAAUCUACGCACUUGCUCUGUUUGGAAAUGUUGCAAUCAUUUUGGUCUCAAAGUUGGACACAAGCCUUCAUAUGCCAAUGUACUUUUUCUUGAGGAAUUUAUCCUUUCUGGACAUCUGCUAUACUUCUACCACAAUGCCAAAAAUGUUGCAAUUGCUCUUAGCAGAGAAAAGAUCAAUUUCAUUCCUUGGGUGUGUAGUUCAAAUGUACACAUUUAUUGCCCUAGUAGGAACUGAGUGUGUUCUCCUUGCAGUAAUGUCCUAUGACCGUUUUCUAGCUAUAUGUAUCCCUUUGAGAUAUUCAUCUUGUAUGACUCACAAAGACUGCAUUGCCCUUUCAGCUGUGUCUUGGGUGAGUGGAUUGUUGAAUUCAGUAGUUCAUACUGUGUUCACCUUUCGGCUACAUUUUUGUACUUCCAACAAAAUCAAUUAUUUUUAUUGUGAUAUACCUCCAAUUCUUUCCAUUUCAUGUGAUAAUACUUCAGUUAAUGAAAAGCUCCUUUUGUCUAUUGGGGUAUUUAUAGGCUGGACACCAUUCUUUUGCAUCCUUGUGUCUUACAUAUAUAUCAUUGUAACUAUAAUCAAGAUGAAGUCCACUGAGGGAAGACAAAAGGCAUUUUCUACAUGUGGUUCUCACCUAACAGUGGUGAUGAUAUUCUUUGGUAGUGUAAUCUUUAGUUAUGUGAGACCAAUUUCUACAUACUCUAUGGCCAAAGACAGAUUGAUUUCAGUUCUUUAUAGUGUUGUUUCACCAAUGUUAAACCCUAUUAUAUACACAAUGAAAAAUCAAGAUGUUAAAAAAGCUUUUGAUAGGCAGUUCAUUCAAAGACUAUGA
Messenger RNA from Rana temporaria (common frog), 927 nucleotides. RefSeq names its product olfactory receptor 5V1-like. The coding region runs from base 1 to 927 and encodes 308 amino acids. Gene Ontology annotation, molecular function: G protein-coupled receptor activity; olfactory receptor activity. The record is from RefSeq and is a predicted model, not a curated record. Lineage: Eukaryota; Metazoa; Chordata; Amphibia; Anura; Ranidae. Gene Ontology annotation, biological process: G protein-coupled receptor signaling pathway. Gene Ontology annotation, cellular component: membrane. The transcript has a single exon.